UCAAAAGGAAACUGGGCUCAGCUCACUACAGCCCGAGAUUUGAUCCAUUUCUUGCUCCACCCGCGUUCCAUUGAUUUUUACCUAACAUGUUUCCCCAUCCGUGCAGGUGAAGGAUUCAUCAACAUAGAUUGUGGGCUUCCAGACGGAUCCAGCUACCUGGACGAGAAAAUAGGUCUCAACUAUACUUCAGAUGAUGGGUACAUAGACACAGGAGAGAACCACAAUAUCUCUGCAGAAUACAAUGCGCAUGAACUGCUCAGGUCAAGUUUGAACCUCAGAAGCUUCCCCAAUGGAGGCCGGAACUGCUACACCUUGUCUCCUGCCACGGCAGGCCUCAAGUACCUCGUGAGAGCAACGUUCAUGCACGGGAACUAUGAUGGCAAGGAGCGUGAUCUCAUCAGGUCGCCACUGGUGUUUGAUGUCUACAUGGGGCUCCAUUUCUGGGACCGGAUCUACGUCAACAGCUCGACUACGAUUUACGUUGCUGAGGCCAUCAUUGUAGCUGCGGUGAGCUCAGUAUCAGUUUGCUUAAUAGACAUUGGCAGGGGGACUCCCUUCCUGUCAUCAAUGGAGAUGAGGAAGAUGAAGAGCUCAUUGUACCCAGCAGCCAUGCACAAUCAGUCCAUCGCGCUCCAGGAACGGCACAGUCUUGGCGCAAGCAGCCUAGUUAGGUAUCCGGAUGAUCCCUACGAUCGUUUGUGGUGGCCAUCACAAGGUACCUCAGGGUGGCUGAAUCUAUCUACAACAAGUGAAAUUAAACGAUAUUCAACCGAUCCAUUCGAGGUGCCAGUUAGAGUGCUCCAAACUGCCGUCACCUCGCCUACCACCUCCACCCCUCUCAACUUGUCAUGGGAAGUUCCUUCUGGCUGGCCGGCCAUGGUACUGCCUGGGUACUACCUCAACAUGUAUUAUACCGAUUUCCAGGAGCAACGGCUGCGGGCAUUUGAUGUAUACUACAAUGGCUACCUGUGGGUGCCAAAUAAUCUGUCGAUCACACCAAACUAUCUCUUUUCAGACUAUUCAAAUGCCACAGCUCCAUUCACAGAUAACAGUGGUUUCUACAAUGUCCGCAUCAUCGCUACCAACACCUCUGUGCUGCCUCCCAUGCUAAAUGCAUACGAGAUAAACUACCUCAUCCAGCAUGAUGAUACUGCAACCGAUACACAAGAUGUUGAAGCAAUGAUGAAUAUCAAAACUGAGUACCAAGUUGAGAAGAACUGGAUGGGCGACCCAUGUUUACCCGAAAAAUAUACAUGGAUUGGAUUGACAUGUAAAAGUGAUGGAGUCACAUCAAGAGUUAAAACUUUGGACAUGUCCAACAGUGGUUUGCAAGGUGUGAUAUCUGAACAAUUUUCUCUUUUGAAAUCACUCCAACACCUGAAUUUGUCAUUCAAUAAUUUAUAUGGAGCAGUGCCUGAUUCUUUAACAAACUUAUCGUCCCUUCGUGUCCUUGAUUUAUCGGGGAAUCAUCUUGAUAGUCCAUUUCCUGAAGCUUUAUGCAUGGCAGGUUCACUUACUUUAAGGUAUGACGCCAUGAAUGGAGAUCCAUGCAAUGGAAAAUCGCCAGAGAAGAAAAGCGUACUCCUCAAAAUUGUCGUAGCAGUACCAGUGGUGAUAGUGGCAUUGUUGGCAUGUACAUUGACAGUGUUUUGUUUCUGCAGAAAGCAAGUUCCAAGUGUGCUACCGGGAUGUGCUAAUCUACCAUGUCCAAAAAGUCAUGAAGACUAUAAAGGUCACGUACACACAUCCGACAGCCGUGAAUUCACAUAUGCGGAGUUGGUUGCAAUAACAAAUAAUUUCUCCACAUGCAUUGGUGAAGGAGGUUAUGGGCCUGUCUUCCAUGGUGAAUUAAAAGAUGGUACUCAAGUUGCUGUGAAGAUGCAUUCUCCAACAUCAGCAACAGGAAAAGGGAUGGAAGAGUUUUUAGCAGAGGUUGGGAGCUUAACAACCGUGCACCAUAGGUAUCUCGUUUUGCUCGUCGGCUACUGCACUGAGAAGGACCAUCUAUCUCUAAUUUAUGAGUACAUGCCCAAUGGAAGUCUUUAUGAUAACUUAAGAGGCAGAAAGGCAAUUGUUCAGACACUGGGAUGGCGUGAUCGAGCACAGAUUGCACUUGAAGCUGCCCAAGGUUUGGACUACUUGCACACGGGAUGUGUGUUACCAAUAAUUCAUAGAGACUUGAAGUCCCACAACAUUCUUCUAGGACAUGACAUGGUUGCCAAGAUCUCAGAUUUUGGAUUGUCCAAGUCAUACAUCAAUCUGGCACAAAGUCACAUAUCUGUGACAGCUGCAGGAACUCUAGGCUACAUCGAUCCAGAGUACUGUGUUAGCGGCAGGCUCACCACAAGUAGUGAUGUCUUCAGCUUUGGAGUGGUUUUACUAGAGAUUGUCACGGGUGAACCUCCAAUCUUACCGACCCAUGUGCAUAUCGUGCAGCGUGUAAAGGAGAAGGUUAUCAUGGGCAACAUUGAGACAAUAGUUGAUCCACGACUACACCGUCAGUAUGACUUCAGUUCCAUUUGGAAGGUUGUGGACAUGGCACUGCUUUGCACAAGAGAGUCAUCUAGUGAGAGGCCAACAAUGAGUAUGGUGGUCUCUCAUCUAAAGGACGCCCUAGAACUGGAAGAAGCACGUGCAAGUGCAAGCACCAUUAGCCAAGUCGGUUCUAAUGCCGACCUGUCAAUCAGCUGGGUAGCAUCUGGAAGAUGAAGCCUAAGUCAUCCAUUCUGAAAUUACUCUUUAAAUAUUAGUCUAUCCAUGGACCUGUACGCCUGUCUAAUGGAGUCAUUGAUAUGUAUGCACAACUUAAGAGAUGUAUCUGUGACGUAUAACAUAUCAUGCAUCCUGUAUCCCAUAGAACUAUGCAAUGUCUGAAACUUUAGCUUCGUAGGUGAUGUCUUAAGAGUAUUUCAAAGAUCAAUCAGAAAGACUGCCUGAAAAAGACUAUAACAGGGUAUCGGAAUUGCCACUUCCAAAUGUGGAAGUUCUUCUGCAAACCGGAGCAAUAUGUAAAGCUGAAAAAAUUACCUGGAUCUAUAUUUUCUGUCACUUCUCUGCAACAGAAUAUCCUGUUGCAUACAUACCAAAGUUCUGUUCAGGAGCAUCUAAAAGCAAAUGAAAGCUCGUCCAAUGUUAAAUGAAAAAAAAAAAACAAGACGAAACAUGAUGAAUUCUCAGUUGCUAAUACGAACAAGCACAAACGAUUCGAACCUGCAAUUCGCUAUUUUACAGCUAAAAACGCCAGGAAUUCGAUUGAGCCCGAGUUAGACCAUCUGGUGCGUAGCAAUGCAUAGCGAAACCAUGCUGGAACAU
Molecule: messenger RNA, 3312 nt
Organism: Aegilops tauschii subsp. strangulata
Lineage: Eukaryota; Viridiplantae; Streptophyta; Magnoliopsida; Poales; Poaceae
Source: RefSeq, a predicted model, not a curated record